AUGUCGUCCCUGUCCCCUCACGCCGCGGAGUUCGUCCAGAAAGAAACUUACGCGAGUAUGCUGAGCAAGCCCCCGAGAAACAAGACGGAGGCUUUAUCUGAGAGCAUGGCGAAGAUGGAAGUUGGAGUACCGAAGUCGAGUCGACCCAAGUUCGGCAGAGCUUACGACGUUUCUCUCGAAGCCGUUCUCAUCGAUACCGCUCUCUCGAGAUUGCAACGACCGCUGCCGACCGGCAAGCCGGAUGCUCCGCAUGCGAAGGUGGAGCGUGCGACACGGAAGAAGAAAAUCAUCCGGCCUUCCGAUGCCAACAGGAAGCUGUCAAAGUUGAAGAAGUCUGUUGUGAAUCACCGCGAAAAAAAAGCCCGAGAGGCAGCUGUCGAGACGGGGGACCUGCCCGCCUUAUCGAGAGUCGACGGUGUUCGAAUCGACAAUCCAUUGUGUGAGGCGAGGUCAGAGCCCGAGACGAAGACAGGUGCAGGAGGAGCCGAUGUCGGUACAGAUAGAACUGCCGAAGGUGCUCCAUCGAGGAGCUUGGAAUCCUCCCCGACUGCGGCAAACGUUCAAUCGUAUCGUUGUCGAAGUGACGUGCCACUCGCUGAUCCGGCAACCAUCCGAGGAACCAGCGAGGGAGAGUCCGAGGCUCCCGCGAGCUGCUCAGUGAAAUCCUCAACGGUAUCGGAGGAACAACCGUUAACCCGAACGCCCACCAUGGAUCGCUUGAAGGCAGAUCUCCAGGGUGAAUCUCUCAAAGAGGUGGAGAAACUGGCAACCGAGUUGAUCAUCGGGCUCAAGAGGUUCCAGGACCGGCUCUAUAGCAAAGACGAGAUCAAGGCUAGAAUGCGGCAGCGCAUGUACUUCGGUUUGAAGGAAUCUGUCAAGUUCAUGCAAGGCCAGAGAGUCAAAAUGAUCAUUAUGGCGCGAGAUCUCGAAGCUGGCCCUGGAGGACUCGAUGAACUCAUCGAAGAUCUGCUCGCGAAAGCUAAAAUAUAUCGUGUGCCUGUGGUGGUUGCGCUGUCCCGCAACAAAUUGAAGAGGCUCUCCCAGAAGCCAUCCAAGGUGGCGUGCAUCGCGAUAACGGAUCCGAGUGGUCGAGACGAGCAAUUCGAAAAAAUUAUGGAGAUUGUCAAACCACUGGGCCUCCUGGACAACCUCGCUGAAGGAGUUAGUCAGACAGAGAUACAAGAGGAGCAACAGAGGAAAGCUCAACAGGAUCUGGAAACUUGGACGUCGACGACGCGACGAGGUCGUUUCGAGUUUUCAGUUGAUCGACUAUUCUCAACUUGAAGAUCCGCACAGGGAAUCGACAAUCUUUUGUACAUAACGCCCGGCAAUUUGGGCCCCGUUACGGAAUGCGUCGCCAGAUGAUUCCCCUCAAGCGCUCUUCGAAAGAUCGAUUGUGGAAGUCGAUUCAUGAAAAUGAAAAGCUUGAAGA
Messenger RNA from Galendromus occidentalis (western predatory mite), 1432 nucleotides. It is a transcript of the gene Sbp2, whose product is annotated as SECIS-binding protein 2. The transcript is spliced from 3 exons. NCBI's taxonomy places the organism in Eukaryota, Metazoa, Arthropoda, Arachnida, Mesostigmata, Phytoseiidae. Gene Ontology annotation, cellular component: mitochondrion; ribonucleoprotein complex. Gene Ontology annotation, molecular function: mRNA 3'-UTR binding; selenocysteine insertion sequence binding; ribonucleoprotein complex binding. The record is from RefSeq and is a predicted model, not a curated record. The coding region runs from base 1 to 1284 and encodes 427 amino acids.